Messenger RNA from Verticillium alfalfae VaMs.102, 147 nucleotides. RefSeq lists its product as hypothetical. Bases 1 to 147 code for a protein of 48 amino acids. The transcript has a single exon. NCBI's taxonomy places the organism in Eukaryota, Fungi, Ascomycota, Sordariomycetes, Glomerellales, Plectosphaerellaceae. The record is from RefSeq and is a predicted model, not a curated record.
AUGGACGACUACUUCAAGGAGGGUGAGGAGAAGAGCCGGGCGCUAGACCACGCACCAAAGAGCUCCGGUACCGUGGCGCCACCACCCAAAGCAGGCGCACCACCGCCGCCCCCGCGAGCGGCUUCUACAGAGCCGCCCAAGGAGUGA